Molecule: messenger RNA, 1020 nt
Organism: Xenia sp. Carnegie-2017
Lineage: Eukaryota; Metazoa; Cnidaria; Anthozoa; Malacalcyonacea; Xeniidae
Exons: 4
Coding region: 355-954 (199 amino acids)
Source: RefSeq, a predicted model, not a curated record
AAAUCUUGUUGGAAACUGGAAACUAGCCGGGCGUCUUCAUUGUCUGAAACCUUCCUGACAAAACGGGAUUUAUUCAUUCUGUAAAAUGAAGCCGCAGGUGGAAAAGACUCUAUCUCAGUCGUGUUUUCAUUCAAAUAUUUAUUAAUUCUGUAAAAAUCGAAGAAUUCUUCUCCCAAGCCUCCUUUUUGUCUUCAAACUGUGUUGCUAUAGCAACAGCAACUGUCUUAUGUUGUCAUGACGUCAUGAGCUAAAGGUAAAUGAGCAAAUAAUGGCUUACCUUCGAAGCUCUUUGGCUUAAAAAUGCAAAGGAUUAUCACGAUUUAAAGUAUAUACAAGAGACUAAGAAAAAAACCAAUGCUUUACGCGGAAAAUAAUUAUGGAUCUUGUGAAGAUGUACUUUGUCAACAUCCCGAAUGUUGGAGGACGAGAGUUGAAAAUGCACGUCAAGCUGUACGACGAAGACAUUGCGUCCAAGCGAAAGAGACGGAUGAAAAAACAUUUGUGGCGAGUAGAGUGUUUAAAGAAAGGCUUGACAAAACUUCAGAAAUUUUGUCAUUACCGAGUCUAAAGAUAAUCAAUAUUAAUACUGAAGAUGUCAACACAUCAUCGAAUUGGGAAACACAAUCGUUGGAUGAACUUAUCACGAAAAACAAAGAAUUUUCUAGCCCUUUGUUAAGACCUUGCACUAGAACCCAUGUUCCUCACACGACCCCAACAUCCUGGAUGGUCAAUGCUGCAAGUACAACUACUGAAGAAAAUCAUCGUUGCAACGAGAAGUUGACAACCAUCAAAUUUCAUGAAAUCUUUGAUUACAAUGAAAUUUGUCAAGAUUGGCAGGAUAUAUUUUUAUCAACGGCCUAUCUUAUUUGGUGUCCUUCGAAAAAGAAAAAGCAUAGAAAAAGGUCAAACAUUAGGUAUGAUCAAAAUUUGAGUUAUAAGUUAAAGUUGCGUUAAAUUUCACUAAUUUAUAUUGGCAUAAAGUUGUCAUUCGAACGUCAAAAAAUUAUUCUAUAACUGACA